GGGCUUAUUUGGGCCAUCAUAAUCUCUAGUGGAUUCGGCCCAUCGACGAUCCGACGGCGGACGCCUUAAACCCUUCUCCUUCCUUUGGUCCGCCUCCUCCCCGCCCCUCCGCAGUCGCAGUGCCGCAGCAUCGUCGCCAUGGCUCUCCUCAAGAACUCCCUCAUGCUCCCGGGGCGGUUGCGCCAUGCGGCGGCGGCGCUCACUGCGCGGCGCCACGCGGCGACGUUGACGGAAGAGUACGCGCGCCGGAACUACGCCGAUAACAACUCCGAGUACAACACGGUCAUCGGAUCGCUCGUCGCUCAGCGCAGGCCCUACCUUCUGCGUGAUGCUUACGACGACAUGAUGCUUGAUGGCGUGAAGCCUGAGCGGGAAACGUUCCACACACUCAUAGUCGGUACCAUGAAAGGCAGCCGGCUACAAGAUGCGCUUUACUUCCGUGAUCAGAUGAAAGAAAUGGGUUUGAAGCCUGAUGUUAACCUUUACAACUUCUUGAUCUCCACUUGUGGAAAAUGCAAGAACUCAGAUGCAGCAAUCAUGCUUUUAGAAGAAAUGAAGGCACAUGAUGUUAAGUUGAAAGGAGAAACCUACAUUUGUCUACUGAAUGCACUUGCAUCAACAGGGCAAACUGAUCAAGUUUAUGCCAUAGUUAGUGAUAUGAGUGCUGCUGGACUUGGAUUAAACAAGUUUUGUUAUGCUGGAUUGAUAACUGCAUUCAAGAACAAGACACCAACCGCUGAGGAAACUAUGGCGAAGAUUCUUGACUUCGUCGGGCAGUCGAAAGGUUGGCAAUAUGUUGAAAGAGUAUCAAAGGACAUUGCUGAGAAUAUAAUGAUGAAUGUGUCAGAGGAAGAACUGUACAACCUCCCAACAGCAGAAUAUGUAAAUAGGCGAGGAGGAUUUGUCUUUAAACAACAUACAGUUUAUCAUGUUGCUCUCCAAGCUUGUGCAGAAUUGCGAAGCAAAGAGACACUUGAAGCACUUCUGGAAAUGUUCAAUAAGGAUAAUAGAGAUGGAUCUACUUAUGAUGCCUACAUGGUGAUGCAAGCUAUGAGGUGUUACCUACGAUGUGGAGAUAUUGAUUCUGCUGUUAAGAUGUUUGAAGAGUAUUCAAGCUCGAGGUCCCCACCCGCUGAGUUGUAUGCGACACUUGCUGAGGGAGCUAUGAUUGGGUACACUCCAAGAGGAAUGCAACUUGCUCAAGAAACUAUAGAGAAGAUGACUUCAAGAAAUUUUUUCUUGAAUGCCAAGAUGGGAACUGAUCUCCUACUUGCAGCUGCCGGUGAAACGGCUGGUGGAUAUACGACUGCAAAUUAUGUCUGGGAUCUCCUGCAAAGCCGUAAAAUCACUCCAACACUUCCUGCUGUUGAGGCAUACCACAAGGGUCUGACGGCGCGAGAGAUUCCUUCUGACGAUCCACGACUUCUCAAUGUUACCCGUGUUUUGGACAACCUGAAGCUCCGAUUUGGACCAAGAAGAAACACUCAGUAACUUAGAAACAAUAUUGUCCCUGAUACGAUGCAAUCAGUAAUUUGUCUUUGUUAGGUUUCUGGAUGCGAAGGCAUGUUUACAGUCCGAAAAACCAAGGAAGUUCAUCAGGAUGACGUAAAGCAGAACCACCAGGCAUUUGAGGGGCAUGGCAGGUGUGGGAAUCAAGGUCCGGAAACGGAAGCCAGUUGUUUCCAGGGUUUUCUCGAGAAAUCUUCACCUGCCAAGCCUGAAGACCUGAACUCGGAUGCACUGGGUUUUGAUUUGAAAUUUAAUGUAUCCUAUGUUGCCUACCAUUGUUUGACAACCAUUUAUCCGAACUUUUGAUCUAGAAGACAGCGGGAAUAUAGUUGUGCGCGAGUCAAGCUGUAGGUCGUU
Messenger RNA from Zea mays, 1866 nucleotides. RefSeq lists its product as uncharacterized. Gene Ontology annotation, molecular function: protein binding. The coding region runs from base 139 to 1491 and encodes 450 amino acids. The transcript is spliced from 13 exons. NCBI's taxonomy places the organism in Eukaryota, Viridiplantae, Streptophyta, Magnoliopsida, Poales, Poaceae. Gene Ontology annotation, cellular component: mitochondrion. The record is from RefSeq and is a predicted model, not a curated record.